AUGGCAGGGGACCCACGCCUUUUGACACCGGGGUUGCCACGCCGAGGCUGGCCAGGAGCAGUGGGAUAUGAAGAGAUUGGAGCUUCGAGGAUGUCAGAAGAACGGUUCAAGGAUAGUGGGAGAUUAGACGAUGCAACAUGCUGCAAAGAGAGAGUUGUAUUGGUGGCAGUUUAUGUAGCGAGGCCGAGGAGGAGGUUGCCCUCGAGUAAUUACCACAACCAGCAGCACUUCCCCCAGGCUAAUUGUGCUGCUGGUGGUAGAAGGUACAAUAUGAGAGCUGAGCUGCUCGACUAUGCUAGAGACCUGAGAACAUCUGCACGACCAGGGGGAUCCUCCCCAGUACAUUUGAGUUCACAAAUCAUACAACCACGAGCAGUUCAGAUUACUCCGGCUCAAAGAAAGAUAAGAAAAACAACUGUUCCAACUUGUUUGGGAAACUGGAAAUUGUUAUUACCGAGAUUUCUCACCUCGAUACCAGCCUCAAAAACAUUGAAAAUGAAGAAGAAAAACAAGAACAAAACAGCAUAUCCACAAUUACUAAGACGACAACUGUGA
This is a messenger RNA of Fraxinus pennsylvanica, 555 nucleotides long. The record is from the annotation of a GenBank genome assembly. Lineage: Eukaryota; Viridiplantae; Streptophyta; Magnoliopsida; Lamiales; Oleaceae.